Gaeumannomyces tritici R3-111a-1 is the source of this 1806-nucleotide messenger RNA. RefSeq lists its product as hypothetical. The transcript is spliced from 3 exons. The coding region runs from base 354 to 1448 and encodes 364 amino acids. Gene Ontology annotation, molecular function: actin filament binding. The record is from RefSeq and is a predicted model, not a curated record. Gene Ontology annotation, cellular component: Arp2/3 protein complex; actin cytoskeleton. Gene Ontology annotation, biological process: Arp2/3 complex-mediated actin nucleation. NCBI's taxonomy places the organism in Eukaryota, Fungi, Ascomycota, Sordariomycetes, Magnaporthales, Magnaporthaceae.
CGCACUUUUCAUCACCAAUCACGCGCACUGGUUUUACGCCUGAAGCUCGGGCGGUGUGGGACGUGGGAGCCCCUGCGUGACCUGCGUCUUGGUACUAACCCCACCCAGUUACGUCGCUGGGCCAGUCCUGCGCAUGCAUUGACUGAAGGCGGCUUGUCGUUGUCACUGGCCCUGAACCUGCAGCUUGCAUGCGCCGAGUACCAAAGACGUCGACCCUGCUCCCAUCCAUCAACCAUUGCCAGCUUCCUACCUACCUACCUACCUAGGCACCUACCUACUACCUACAGGUCCGGCACCGUGAUAGUCGAGAGCCACUCCUAUCACGAACCGUGCACCCCCUUCUUCUGCCCGCCAUGGCGCCGCCCGAAGUCCACCACCUCUUCCACAACCCCAUCGCCGACCACUCCUUCUCGGCCGACCGCCAGACCCUGGCCAUUGCGCGCGACUCGACCGUCGAGCUCUACUCCAAGGUCGGCUCUGCUUUCAAGCUCAAGGACGAGCUUAAGGCCCACGACAAGACCGUCACCAGCGUCGACAUUGCCCCCAACUCGGGCCGCAUCGUUUCGUGCUCGCAAGACCGCAAUGCCUUGGUCUGGGAGCCUUCGCCCACGGGCUACAAGCCGACGCUCGUGCUGCUCCGCAUCAACCGGGCCGCCACCUUUGUGCGCUGGUCGCCGAGCGAGACCAAGUUCGCCGUCGGCUCGGGCGACCGCGUGAUCGCCAUUUGCUACUUCGAGGAGGAGAACGACUGGUGGGUGUCCAAACACCUUAAGAAGCCCAUCCGCAGCACCAUCACCACGGUUGCCUGGCACCCCAACUCGGUGCUCUUGGCCGCCGGCUCCACCGACGCCCACGCCCGCGUCUUCAGCAGCUUCAUUAAGGGCGUCGACACCAAGCCCGAGCCCAGCGCCUGGGGCGAGCGCCUGCCCUUCAACACGGUCUGCGGUGAGUACCUCAACAAUUCGGCCGGCUGGGUCCACGCCGUCGCCUUCUCGCCUUCGGGCGACGCUCUGGCCUUUGCCGCCCACGACAGCUCCAUCACCGUCGUUUACCCCGGCGGGCCUGACCAGCCGCCGCGCGCCCUCAUUAGCAUCACCACCCAGCUGCUGCCAUUUAUGGGCCUCAUCUGGAACGGUGAGGCCGAGAUUAUCGCCGCCGGUUACGAUUGCGAGGCCUUCCGCUUCCAGGGUGGCGAGCAAGGCUGGCAACUGAGCGGCACCCUCGAGGCCAAAAGCCGCCCCGCCGGCCUGUCCGAGGGCCGCGAAGAGUCUGCCCUCAACAUGUUCCGCCAAAUGGACCUGAGGGGCAAGGCCAAGGACGACACCCAGCUCAAGACGGUCCACCAGAACACCAUCAGCACCAUACGCCCCUACCAAGAAUCCGCUUCGGGCCUGGCCAAGUUCAGUUCGAGCGGAGUUGAUGGGCGUGUCGUCAUCUGGGGCACGUAAGAAUUCUGUAUUGUAGAUAUGUGGAGCUAGACCAGGCACUUGUUGAAUACUGCAAGAGGGUUGUUUCAUAACCUUGUUAGGACAAGAUGGGUUAUAGCAAAGGGAGAUGGAGAGAAGAUAAGAAGAGAAACAGGAAUAAAUUCCAAAAAAAAAAGAGGAGAAAAGCCGUACACACCAAAGGCUAAGUACCUCUAUACAGCAGUGAUGCAGGCAGCCAGAGCGUGGGGCCUGGCCGGCAGGUCCCCACAUCCCGAUGGAUGCUGCAGGAACUUGCUUGCAUAUCCUUAAGCUUGCGCCAGCCCACCAGCCCACCCUGUCUUUGUGACAAUACUUGAGCAGCUUCGAUCCCGAUACCGGC